GGCAUCUUUGAGAGAAUUACCUUAUCUUCUUAAUCAAACUUUACAAAUCUUUGUUUUGGAAUGCAACAGUUAGUUUGUGAUGAAUUUAUUGAAUUGGACUAAUUAUGAUUGGAUAUUGAUUUGUUUGUGUAAAAUUGGGCAUCAUGAGGGAGGAUUUAGAUGUCCCUGUGUGGUUAUUUUAGUUUCAUCGCAGGUUUUCAUUGUUUUUAUUGGGGAAAUUGAUCUUAGUAUAGAAAUAAUGGGAUAUGUUUCUGGAUGAUUGGAUCUUGCCUCUUUUGAGCUAAAUUUGGCAUCUUUGAGGGAAUCUAGAAAGCUAACUUCAUUCGGAUACUGUCCUUGUUUUUUGUGAUGCUGAAGUCUGCGUUCUCGCUGUUGGAUUCUUGGAUUUAUGGGUUUGGUUUCCUCGUGAUUGGAAUGAUGUGUUGUUUAGUUAAAUCGGGCAUCCUUGAGAAAGUUUAGAUGAUUAGUUGCAUUAGCCUGUUAUAUAACUUUGUGCUUACUUGUGAGUCCAAGAGAUUAUAGUGCAACUCUAUUGGUGUUUCUCAAAUCAUUCCUUUUGGCUGAUAAUUGAAGUGGGUCAGUUUAGUCUCCGUUUUGUUUGAUUUAUCUUAACCAAUUGAUAUUGGAGAUCCCUGAUUGAUUUCCUUAGAUUCUCGCUUUUAAUUUUUGGUGACUGAUAAGUUGCUGGAUGAUUGUUCUAAGGAUUGAUUUCUUAGAGAUUCCUUCUGUAAUCAUCUAAUGGCUAGUUAUGUCAUCUUCAUUAAUAAAAUUUACAGGUCUGUCUACGGACCUGUGUGAAGUUCUGGGUAACAAAAACUUGAUAAAUUGCUCCUACCAUUUUUCUUUUAACAUGAAAAUUUGCUGGUGGAUAAUAUCCUUCCGAGAUUAUUUUGGUUUGCGCCAUGAGUUUAAAGAGUGAAGUGAUUAAAGAAGUUGUUCAUUUAAAUUUAAUGUCUUGAUUUAGAUAUUUGCGCAAAGACUGUGCUGGUAUCGAUAGUAUGUUUGUGUGUUAUGGGUGCUUUACCAAAGAGUUCAUUAAUCAUUUGUUGCCACAUUGAAAGUCCAUGGUGUUUCCUUUCUUUUUGGCUUUUCUUCCAUGCCUUUCAUCUUUUAUCUCCACAUAAACAUGGUCAUGAGCAAUUUCAUAAGUGCGGUGUUUGCUUUUUUGGACUUAUACUACUAGUUUUUUGCUUAAUUGAUUAAUGGCUUUGUGUAAUCUCUUAUGCUUGGUUAUGGGACAAAGGUGAAAGGAAAAGCAACUAGUUCUUCAUCAAAGACAGUCACUAAGACGGUAACUAAGACAGCCACAGUUAGAGCCAAAGCACAAAAGAAAGUCUAUACUUUGCCUGGCCAGAAGCAUGAUCCUCCAGAAGAGAGAGAACCCUUGAGGAUAUUCUACGAAUCCUUGUCAAAGCAGAUUCCAACUAGCGAAAUGGCAGAAUUUUGGAUGAUGGAACAUGGGUUGUUAUCUCUUGAAAAAGCAAGGAAAGCCUACGAGAGAAAGCAAAAGAGGCAGCAGCAAAUCCGAACAGGCACUCCAGUCAAAUCUACGAAAAUGGAGAGGCCGGAGAGCUCAAAGAAAGCGCAGGUUUCAAAAAGUGUAGAUGUCAAGGCCAAGAAGAGAGUUAACUAUAGCGAUGAUGAUGAUGAUGAUUUCAUCGUAAAGCGCAAGAAAUGAAAGUCCUAAAAUAUGAUAUGAAGCUUAUAGAGUAGCUAGGUCCACCAAAGUGGAGCCUGCUGUUUCAGAUUCUAACUUGUAGUUCAAGUGUGGGGGCAAUAACGGCAAGGAUUAGGCAAAAUACUUGCAUCUUGUGCCAGAUAAGCUCCAGACAUUCUUUGUAUUCUCUUAUACAUAUACAAUAAACAAUAAUCAGUUUUAUACAAUAAACAGUCAGUUUGUUCUUGCCAUUUAAGUAACUUAAAUAUUUUCUCAAAUAAUUUAUUGAAGGAAUACUCAAA
Molecule: messenger RNA, 1959 nt
Organism: Asparagus officinalis (garden asparagus)
Lineage: Eukaryota; Viridiplantae; Streptophyta; Magnoliopsida; Asparagales; Asparagaceae
Exons: 3
Coding region: 1223-1678 (151 amino acids)
Source: RefSeq, a predicted model, not a curated record